Messenger RNA from Lytechinus variegatus (green sea urchin), 1149 nucleotides. RefSeq lists its product as uncharacterized. The record is from RefSeq and is a predicted model, not a curated record. NCBI's taxonomy places the organism in Eukaryota, Metazoa, Echinodermata, Echinoidea, Temnopleuroida, Toxopneustidae. The transcript is spliced from 4 exons. The coding region runs from base 38 to 1123 and encodes 361 amino acids.
CGUUUUGCAGCUGUUCGUUCGAAACGCAAAAAGGUCAAUGGAGUGUUAUGAGACCAAGAUAAUGAACCCUACCACCAACUCUUCGGUAUUAGUAGGUGAAUCAAGCUCAUCAGAUACCAAAGAAUAUAGACCUCCCAUCACCGCGGCUAAAGAACAAUCUGAGCAGAUUUCUGAUACACCAUUUACACCGAGAAUGACUUUCCUGGUUUCAUGGGUAUCGUUAUUGGCAUGGAUAUUUCCACUACUCAUUUUGGGAGUCAUGAUUGCACCUGCGACUGCAUCAACCCAGUUCCUUGCUACAAACUCGACCCAAACUCUUAACCUGAUCGAAGGUACCAAUGCAACAAUCAACUUCGACCACCUCAAGUGUCCUCCACCAGCUGUUCCAUAUUACACGUUCAGGUAUCUAACCGAGGAGCAGCCAUUCUGUUGUAAGUCCCAAGUUUCCCAUUCCUUAAUGAGUGGAGGUCUCAAGGAACAAGAUCAAGAAGCCAGGUUUUCUGUAGAAGGUUUUCACCUGGAUGAUACUUUCUCUGCUAUCCUGAACAUACGUAAUGUUUCUGUCCAAGAUGGGGGAUGGAUUGAAUUGGUUUACUUUUUACUGAACCACAAUGACCAUGUCUUCUUAAGAAGAACAGCAGAAAUCAAUGUGCUUAGUCAACCUAAAAAAGUAAAAUGCCAUUUUCUCAGGGAAGAGGCGAGCAAGCACCAUGUUGUGCGAUGUCAUGCUCCUGCUGAAAAUGGCAAGGUGACAAUCAGUUGUUACCAAAAUUUUUCAAGGACUCCACCGAUAGUUGUCUACACGGACAGUGACGAUUUGAUUAGGGCAACAUUUUUGCCUCCACUUGCCGACCAAGUUCAUUGUUGUUCCCAUCUUACCACAAAAAAUGUAACACAGGAGACAUGCGACCAUUCAAUCUUUCGCUAUCCUGAACAAAUCCUCUCACCUAUCUCUAGCACUGUUCUUCCCCCAGUGAUCGAUGAUUCAUUGAACAUUGAUCAUGAUCUGUCAACUGAAGGUUUUAUGCCUUCUAGCUCAGCAGAUCAAGCUAAAUUGUCAGGUCUGACGACACUGUGUCUACAAAUAUUGAUUGCAGUGUGCAGCAGCCUUUUCUUGACAUAGAUUUUAACAUUCGAAUAGGUGAUAGA